Oncorhynchus mykiss (rainbow trout) is the source of this 2662-nucleotide messenger RNA. Its product is annotated as tumor necrosis factor receptor superfamily member 1A. NCBI's taxonomy places the organism in Eukaryota, Metazoa, Chordata, Actinopteri, Salmoniformes, Salmonidae. Gene Ontology annotation, molecular function: tumor necrosis factor binding; tumor necrosis factor receptor activity. Gene Ontology annotation, biological process: innate immune response; inflammatory response; signal transduction. The record is from RefSeq and is a predicted model, not a curated record. Gene Ontology annotation, cellular component: membrane raft; signaling receptor complex.
UUUGGAGACUCGACUGCAUCACUAUUUGUCAUGUAGGAGCGGGUUUGAUCAAGGUGUUGUUCUUUUAAAGAUGGUGUUAGUGAGAAGAGUGGUGUGAAAGAAUGGACGUCUUGAGAGGGAAAUGGAAGGAAAAAUGCAUUCUGAACGUUUGCGCUCUGCUCGUAUUGUGCUGGUCAGUAGACCCCUCCCUCUCGGCACCACCACCUCCUGAUAGGACCCGGGAGUUGCAAUGCCUUGAGGGGAGUCAUUACCGCACUGCUAACGGGACAUGCUGUCGAAAGUGCCAUGAAGGGUUUAAGUUGAAGGAGGACUGCACUAAAGAGGGUGAGAGCCAAUGUGAACCCUGUAAAGAGGGCAGGACAUACCUAGAGAGGAGUAACUACGCCAAGAACUGCCUCCGUUGUACACGCUGUGAUGUAGACAAUGAGGAAGAGGUGUCGCCAUGCAAGAAGAGUAGGAACACAGUGUGUCGCUGCAUUGAAGGCUUCUACAAAAAGAGAAUAGACUCAGUAACACGGGAGUGCCUCCGUUGCAAGACAUGUGGACCUGGAGAGAGAGAAACGCAACCAUGUACUCCAGAGAGCGAUACAGUGUGUGAAUGUAAGGGCUUCCGAAACAAGAAAAACAACAGGAACUGUCUUCCAUGCCAAAAUUGUAGAUCAGCUGACUGUCAGCAGGAGUGUGCUUCAGGCACAGAUCCCACUCCCAAACCUACAGACACUGGAUGGGGUGUUUGGUCUCCCUACCUGUUGGCUGCGUUCGGCUGUGUUUGUGUGGUGCUGCUGGUGGUGAUGGGGAUCAUGGGCGUACUAGUGGUCCGACGGAAACCGAAGGGGUCAAGCUCCUUUCUCUCUGCUGAGAUCACCUCUCAGGGCUCUGAGAAGUCUACUCGGAGGCUGAUCCAAGAGGCCUCGGAGAACGUUCUCAACCAGAGUAUCCCAGUGUGUGAGUGUGAACAGGAGCUCCUCAGCAAGCUACCGGACUGUGUCCCCAAGGAGAUCAAGAUCUCUGAGUUGAUCUAUUCGGUGUUGGACCAAGUCCCUCUGCGUCGUGUGAAGGAGCUGGUGCGUUCGCUGGGUGUGAGUGACAUAGUGAUAGAGAGGGCUGAGAAUGACCACCUCCGUGACACUAAGGAAGCCCAGUACCAGAUGCUGAGGGUCUGGGCUAAGGGAAGUGCUCAGGGAGGGGGAGAGGUGCUAGCACGCCCUCUACUGUACCACCUGCUGGAUAAGCUGAGAGACAUGGACCUGGGAGGGACUGCAGAGGAGCUGGAGACCAAGUAUGGAGAUCAGUAGAGGGAGAGAGAGAAGAUCAGACACACAGACUCAUCCCCUUGUCCCUGACCUCACUUGUAUAGACCUGAGAGAAUAGGAUUGGUACAGUGUAAGCAAUAUGGUAGUUGUUCCACCUGGUCCAGAUCUGAUAGACUAGGUGGAAGCGAUGCCAUGCUUUCACAAUAUUUCCUAAUGUAUUAUAUAACCUUUUGGCAGUGAGCCUGAUUAUUGAUUGCCAACUGUAACUUAUACUGUUCUCAUGUUUUUUUUGUUGCUCAUUCAAACCAAUGAGUGAGGAAUCGUAUGUUACAAAGCAGUUUUAGACAGUGCUGUUUGUAAAACAGGCAAACUUGUAAUGUGUCACACACAGGUAUGAGAACCACACUAAGAAUUUAGUUAAAUGCCGUGUUUAGAGUAAUACGGAUUUAACACCCAUCUAUAGUAUUACAGUUCUAUAUUACUGAGUAUUAGGUGGCGACAGGUAGCCAGUAACUGAAAGGUUGCUGGUUCAAAUCCCUGAGCUGGUAACGUGAUAAAAAUCUGUCUGUGCCCUUGAACAAGACACUUAACCAUAAUUUCUCCUGUGAAUCGCUCUGGAUAAGGAUGCUUAAAAUGUGAAAUGUAUUAUUUACUGGUGUUGCAGUAGUACUCAAGCUAAUAUUUCCAUAGGAACCUGUAUAGCUUUAAUCUUCCCUGUCUCUAUCUUGCAUUAAUCAACCACAAACAUAUCAAAAGAUAUUAGCAUUAUAUGUCAUAUUUGAAGUCUUUGUAUUGGUUUGUAAAUGGUUAUUAAUACUGCAUAGGAGGAUGUUGUAUAUUUGAAUGGUUCUUUGAUAAGUUGCUGUUUGGGCGUGAAGAUCAAACUACUGUAGUUUUGCUGUCUUUUACUACUGUCUUGAUGUACAUAUUCUUGUUUUACAAAAUAGGUUAGGGAUGUAUCAAUCUGUCAUAUUUCUUUACUAUUCAGUGUGCAGUGCAUUCCUCCUCGAACAAUCACACCCAUCCAGGUUGUCUCUGUGCCGUGGUUUUGGAUCACCACAAGUGAUUGAUUCUUAUCUGUACAGUAAUAGUUGUGUCAGUACUGUUAGGGCACAGGCAGGUCUUCUGCAGGUGUUGUCCCUGAGUUAUUGACAUUCCUUAAAGCCCCAUCAUCAUGCCGCCAUUGUUCAGGAUCACAUAGUCAGAGGACACACCUGUCACUCUGCAGGGCUGACUGAUCUCUGGGAGACUAAACAUGGAAACUAGGGAUGGAUAGAGUGGCAAUAAAAAGUAUGUGAACCCAUUGGAAUUACCUGGACUUCUGCAUAAAUUGGUCAUAAAAUUUGAUCUUCAUCUGAGUCACAACAAUACACAAACACAGUCUGAUUAAACUAAUAACACACAAACAA